This is a messenger RNA of Aureobasidium namibiae CBS 147.97, 486 nucleotides long. RefSeq lists its product as uncharacterized. NCBI's taxonomy places the organism in Eukaryota, Fungi, Ascomycota, Dothideomycetes, Dothideales, Saccotheciaceae. The transcript is spliced from 2 exons. Bases 1 to 486 code for a protein of 161 amino acids. The record is from RefSeq and is a predicted model, not a curated record.
AUGGCACGAGGGCCAUUUCGCAUCAGAGACGCAACGAUAGAUGAACCCUCCACCGUCCUUCAGACCGUCACCGGCAUCAAAACCUCUCUUGACAAGAUCAAGUCUACUCCAGCGGUCUCCACGCCUGAUUCCUCCACAUCUGGAGACAUUCCCGCCGAGUCCAAGACGGCUACUCUUCCAGUCUGCAAAGAACUCAUCGCGGUGGGUCUUGAGAAUAUCUUGGAGGACAUUCUCGAAAAGCUCUUGGAACUCAGCACUCAGGGUGACGUCGCUGCUGGCAUAGUAUUUCGAUUCUUCGAAGACCAUUGCGACGAUAAGGCGACGAUGGGUGAGUUCGGUCCAAUACUCUGGAAGGCUGUGGACGAGAACCCUGAGUUCAUCUGUGAGUUUACAACUCGCACCAGGAAGAUGGCCAUUGAUUUCUUCACACGUAAAUCACAUGAGGUGUUAGCGGAAGGACUGGUCGAGAAGCUCAGCAACAUGUGA